UGUCAUGGUUCGACCGCUGAACUGCAUCGUCGCCGUGUCCCAGAAUAUGGGCAUCGGCAAGAACGGAGACCUUCCCUGGCCAAUGCUCAGGAACGAAUUCAAGUACUUCCAAAGAAUGACCACCACCUCCUCAGUGGAAGGUAAACAGAACCUGGUGAUUAUGGGCCGGAAAACCUGGUUCUCCAUUCCUGAGAAGAAUCGACCUUUAAAGGACAGAAUUAAUAUAGUUCUCAGUAGAGAGCUCAAGGAACCACCACAAGGAGCUCAUUUUCUUGCCAAAAGUCUGGACGAUGCCUUAAAACUUAUUGAACAACCAGAGUUAGCAGAUAAAGUGGACAUGGUUUGGAUAGUUGGAGGCAGUUCCGUUUACAAGGAAGCCAUGAAUCAGCCAGGCCAUCUCAGACUCUUUGUGACAAGGAUCAUGCAGGAAUUUGAAAGUGACACGUUCUUCCCAGAAAUUGAUUUGGAGAAAUAUAAACUUCUCCCAGAGUACCCAGGGGUCCUUUCUGAAGUCCAGGAGGAAAAAGGCAUCAAGUAUAAAUUUGAAGUCUAUGAGAAGAAAGGCUAACAGAAAGAUACUUGCUGAUUGACUUCAAGUUCUACUGCUUUCCUCCUAAAAUUAUGCAUUUUUACAAGACCAUGGGACUUGUGUUGGCUUUAGAUCUAUGAGUUAUUCUUUCUUUAGAGAGGGAUAGUUAGGAAGAUGUAUUUGUUUUGUGGUACCAGAGAUGGAACCUGGGAUCCUGUGCAUCCUGGGCAACUGUUGUACUCUAAGCCACUCCCCAAAGUCAUGCCCCAGCCCCUGUAUAAUUCUAAACAAUUAGAAUUAUUUUCAUUUUCAUUAGUCUAACCAGGUUAUAUUAAAUAUACUUUAAGAAACACCAUUUGCCAUAAAGUUCUCAAUGCCCCUCCCAUGCAGCCUCAAGUGGCUCCCCAGCAGAUGCAUAGGGUAGUGUGUGUACAAGAGACCCCAAAGACAUAGAGCCCCUGAGAGCAUGAGCUGAUAUGGGGGCUCAUAGAGAUAGGAGCUAGAUGAAUAAGUACAAAGGGCAGAAAUGGGUUUUAAACAGCAGAGCUAGAACUCAGACUUUAAAGAAAAUUAGAUCAAAGUAGAGACUGAAUUAUUCUGCACAUCAGACUCUGAGCAGAGUUCUGUUCACUCAGACAGAAAAUGGGUAAAUUGAGAGCUGGCUCCAUUGUGCUCCUUAGAGAUGGGAGCAGGUGGAGGAUUAUAUAAGGUCUGGAACAUUUAACUUCUCCGUUUCUCAUCUUCAGUGAGAUUCCAAGGGAUACUGCAGUGACAGAACAAGAAUAGGCUGCUUCUACC
This is a messenger RNA of Cricetulus griseus (Chinese hamster), 1327 nucleotides long. It is a transcript of the gene Dhfr, whose product is annotated as dihydrofolate reductase. Gene Ontology annotation, molecular function: NADP binding; dihydrofolate reductase activity. The record is from RefSeq and is marked provisional. Lineage: Eukaryota; Metazoa; Chordata; Mammalia; Rodentia; Cricetidae. Gene Ontology annotation, cellular component: mitochondrion. Gene Ontology annotation, biological process: glycine biosynthetic process; folic acid metabolic process; tetrahydrofolate biosynthetic process.